AUGGCUUGUCUUCAUGUUAGAAGAGGAGUCCUGGGGUAUCCACAACCGUGGCUUACCUUUCAGUUCACUCCAAGCUCAAGUUUGCUUCUCCGCCCUCCGAGUGUCAAAGCCCUGCAGAGGGAGUCGACUAAUCCACUGAGGAGUGUCAGUGCCCUGCCCCGAUUGAUAAUGCCGGUCAUGGCAGACCCCUACAAACACGUUGGGUUUUCUAUUUCAUCCAUGUCUUCAGUGACUCAAGAGGCUUGUCUGGGAGAAAUGGCAUCUCAGCCGAGCGACUCCCAGUCUGCUUCCCCCGAAGGGAAAGAAAACGUCAGGAAAGCUUCUCUCGGGGACGCUCUGGAGGAAGUCGGGGUCUCGGAUGUGGCUGUGUACUCGGGGAAGACACGUUCUGCAGCCCGAGGUGGGCCAGGCCCUGUCUGGGCUCCUGGUGGUGGAGCCCACCGGGCGGUCCCGGCUGUUCCCGAUUGCACCGCCGAGGGGCGCACUCCCUUCUGCAACAACUGCACCCGAAGUCGUCCUCCCACUUCUGUAUUUUCCCGAUCCCCUCCCCUCCAGACCCCUCCCCACUGGCCUUCUCCCUUCCACGUGCCAGCCGGGCAGGGAAGGGAGCACUCCCCUCAGGACUGCGCCCGCUCUGCGGCUGUUCAGGGCCGCGCGGCGGCCGAAGCACAGCGCCGGAGAGACCGAGGUCAGAACGGCUCCUUGGCCCACUGCUGUGAGGCCGGCGCGUGCGUAAUGCGUCCGGGCUGGUCGGGGGCAGGUACCAGGCGGCCCUCCGGGACCCCUCCAUCUCCCUGGGUGGCUGUGCGCUAUCCGCGGUGCUGAUCGUCACCACCCACCACCGCCGUGGACGUUGUGGGAAACGGUCUGGCGAUCCUCUCGGUGAUCGGGAACCGCAAGCUCCAGAGCGCAGGUAAUUUGUUCUCGGCGAGUCUGGCAUCGGCUGACCUAGUGGUGGCCAUGUUCUAUGAUGGCUGGGCUGGUGGGGGGGAGGAGCACUCCAAGGCCAGCACCUUGGUAAUGAGCCUCAUCAGCAAUGACUCCAUCUUCAACAUCAACACCAUCGCCAUUAACCGCUACUGCUGUAUCUGCGACAGCGUGGCCUACCACCACAUCUACUGGCACUGGCACACCCCUCUACACAUCUGCCUCAUCUGGCCUGUGGUGGCCUUGCUGCCCAACUUUGUGGGGUCCCUGGAGUAUGACCCACACAUCAACUCCUGCACCUUCAUCCAGACGGCCAGCACCAGGUACACUGUGGCAGUGGUGGUCAUCCACUUCCUUCUCCCCUUCACUGUCCCGUCCUACCUGCGCGUUGGAAUGCUGGUGCUCCAGGCACGCGGGAAAGCCAAGCCAGAGAGCAGGCUGUGCCUGAGGCCCAGCGACUUGCUGAGCUUUCUAACCGUGUUUGUGGUGGUUAUGAUAUUUGCCUUCUGCUGGGCCCCACUUAACUGCAUCGGCCUCGCUGCGGCCAUCAACCCUCAAGAAAUGGCUCCCCAGAUCCCUGAGGGGCUAUUUGUCACUAGCUACUUACUGGUUUAUUUCAACAGUUGCCUGAAUGCCAUCGUCUAUGGAGUCCUGAACCAGAACUUCCUCAGGAGUAGGGGAGGAACCCAUGGCACUGCAUUCAGAAUGCUUCAGAAUGCAUCCAAGGGCAGCCAGGCAGAGGGACUGCAGAGCCCAGCUCCACCCAUCACUGGUAUACAGCACCCGGCCCAGGCACAUGCUCUCUAG
This is a messenger RNA of Saimiri boliviensis boliviensis (Bolivian squirrel monkey), 1734 nucleotides long. NCBI's taxonomy places the organism in Eukaryota, Metazoa, Chordata, Mammalia, Primates, Cebidae. The record is from RefSeq and is a predicted model, not a curated record.